Messenger RNA from Echinostoma caproni, 600 nucleotides. NCBI's taxonomy places the organism in Eukaryota, Metazoa, Platyhelminthes, Trematoda, Plagiorchiida, Echinostomatidae. The record is from the annotation of a GenBank genome assembly.
AUGCUCAGCAUGGCGGAGGGCGCCGGUCGAAAAGCUGCUCCAGAUGUAGGCAACACCGGAGUAGAAAUCCAGAACUCACUGGAUUCGCAGGAAGAGCUAACGAAAAUCUUAAAGGAGCUAGAAGGAAAAGUUACCACGUUAGCGAGGGAAUUGUCGCUUCUCAAAAAAGAGAACGAAANAGACCGUAAAGCCUACGAAGCCUACUUAGGAAAGGACGCCUUGCAGUGGCUUUGCUACAUAUGCUCAGCACUGGCCCAGGGCGCCGGUCGAAAAGCUGCUCCAGAUGUAGGCAACACCAGAGUGAAAAUCCAGAACUCACUGGAUUCACAGGAAGAGCUGACGAAAAUCGUAAAGAAGCUAGAAGGGGAAGUUACCACGUUAGCGAGGGAAUUGUCGCUUCUCAAAAAAGAGAACGAAACGGCAAUGGGAAGAAACAGGAAUAUCCUUAUUUAUAACAACGACGAACAAAUAAUUAGGAAUGCGAAAGCGCGGGCUGACAUAGAACCUAGAAGGGUCGGGACCUCUUCAGAUUUGCUCGGUUACCCCUACAUGCUCUUAUUAAGAGGGUGCAGAGGAUCGGCCGCUGGAUCGAUCCUAUAG